This is a messenger RNA of Anopheles cruzii, 10623 nucleotides long. RefSeq lists its product as uncharacterized. Gene Ontology annotation, cellular component: nucleus. The record is from RefSeq and is a predicted model, not a curated record. The coding region runs from base 1 to 10623 and encodes 3540 amino acids. Gene Ontology annotation, biological process: negative regulation of transcription by RNA polymerase II. NCBI's taxonomy places the organism in Eukaryota, Metazoa, Arthropoda, Insecta, Diptera, Culicidae. Gene Ontology annotation, molecular function: protein binding; transcription corepressor activity. The transcript has 6 exons.
AUGGAACCUUCGCAAGGACCUGUAGCGGCCGCAACGGAAGAAGCCCCGACGGCGGAGGCCACCGGAGGAGUGAUGGAAGAGAAGCGGAGAGAAUCGCCCACAACACAGCCCACAGUUCCGUCGGAAGCAACCUCAUCACCACCAACAUCACCACCACCGAAAUCAGCAUCACCGGUGACAGCAGCACCAUCGGUGCCAUCCACCACCGAACCUGCCGUCGGUCCUCAUCAGGAGGACACCACAUCCGAGAUCACCACAUCGGAGGUCCGGGUUCCGGCCGAGACCGUGGCAACAGGCGGCGACUCUGCACGAUCAUCGUCACCGGCCGGUGGUGUCAGCGAUCCUCCAGCCAUUGUCGCCGAUCCACCGAAGGCGACUCCGGCGGAAGUGCCGGAAAUUAGUACGACAUCUGUGGAGCCGGAGGAAGAAACGUCUCCAGUUCCGACCGAACGGCGGCCCACCAAUGGCGGCGGCCUGGAGAGUCCCGAAUCGGUGUCAAGUCCGUCUCGUGGGAUAUCCGAAGGUCCCCCCCUAGCGACGUCUUCCGCCUGUACGGCGUCAGAGAGCGGAGGAACCUUGAAAGAACCAUCACCAGCAGCAGCGGCGGCAGCAAGCGGCGAGUUCCAAGCAAGCUCUGCCGCCGUCGCUACAACGCCUUCCAAUGUUCCGCUGGUGGACUCCUCGACCUCGGACGCGGAUGGUGGCGCGAGUUCGGCGCGAGAAUCUCAGCCUCGUGACACGAGUCACGACGACGACGCCGACAACGUGGCGAAUGCCUCAACCACCACCACCACCGAUGACGGUGAUCGUGCAGGGCAACGAUCAACCCGAUCACCACCACCACCACCAGCAGCGGCUGUGAUAGACGAGAAGCAGGAGAAGCGAAGUGACCAAGAUGGUGGCGACCAGCAGGAUGCCGGACGACAGCAACCUUCGGCCACCGACGACGGCUGCGAACCGAACAAUGUGAUAGACCGACGCACGGCGUCGGAAGAGCGUCCGAAGGAGCCAACGGAGGACGGUAGUCCAGGGCAGGGAGGCAACCACGGUACCAUCACGCCCAAUGUGGAGGCACCACCGGCAGUUCCGCCACCGGAACCAGACCCGGGACCUGCCGAGGAACCGGUGCAGGUCGGUUCCGGGACUCCCCUUCCUGACUACACACUGCCACCGUCGAACGCUCCGCGCAACCCGCUCCAGUUCACGGACGUGGCUAACGAUGAGGUCGAGCUGAAGGUGGACGGAGGUCAUCUGCUCGAUCGCGUGAUCAAACUGUCCCUCCUGAAGGGCCUCCAGGACAGUGGGAAGCGGUUGGCGAAGAGCAGCCUCAUCAUUUCCGGGGGUAGCGGUACCGAGGGCCCGAACGGGGAGGGCGCCACCCUCGCGACGACCUCGUCGCUGAGCAAAGCGAAAAGUAGUGCGGCCGCGGCCGCCGCCGGUCUGCAGCGGCUGGUGACGGAGGACCACAACAAGACGACACCGCCGGCCCUGCAACCGGCCGCCGCGCCGGAGACGGUGCAAGAGGUGGCCAGCAGUAGCACGAAGGAAGCGGCGGCGGGGGAUCCCGACAGCAGCCGGAUACGCCACUCGAGUGAUAGCAACAGCAGCAGUCCUCCGUCCAGUGCCGGUGAGGGUCCGGUGCGCUGCAACAGUUCGUUGGACUUCCGGGAAGAGAUGGCCACGGAACCGAAGCUACCGGCGCCUCCUCCCGGUGGUGACCACCUGCCGAUGAAGGCACGCAAACCGCAGUACUACGCCAGUAUUCCGGACUUUUCGAAGCAGGGGCUGGCGGUGGCCCCGACCCCGACGACGGCCGGAGCCCCAACCAGCAGCAGCACCGCCACCGUGACGACGACGACCAAGAGUCUGACGCAGCUUCACAUGAAGACACCCGACUUUAGCCGGAUCGUUCCGGUUCCGGGUCCGGGUGGUGGUUCACCACCGGUGGCCCCGCCGCCUCCUCCGACGACAUCCGCGUCGGCGAUGCUGCUGCGAACCACCAGCGAGCUGAAGAUCUCGAAUCCGGACUUUUCGAAAGGAUUUGCCAAACAUUUUCAGCCAACGCAGCCACCACCGAAUCACUAUCUGCCGCCGUCGGCAACGGCCCCACCACCACCACCACCGGCAACAUCGUCCGCCCCGUCGUCGUACACCGUGUCACCGGACACGUUCAGCCAGCUGAUCAAGGAGCGCAACUACAUAGCGGAUCUGCAGCUCAAAAACCCACCGCCGUCAGCGCCGACGGUCGGAGGGCUUCCGACGGCGGCGGUGGCUCUCGGUCGGGUCGAGAGCACGAGUGGCGGCGCCCCCCGGAAGCGGCCAUCUCCGCCGCUGUACCAGCAGCAGCAGCGAGGGGGCCCGAUCGAUAUGGACAUCGAGCCGACGGCGCACGUCAUCCACCGGUCCCCGGGCCAUCCGACGGUGGCCCCUCCAAAAACCUGGAACCCACCACCGCCGACCACAUCGUCGUCCCCGGUACCCUCGCGUGACCCAUCACCGUCCUCCUCGUCAUCUUCCUCACCACGGCCACCGGGUUGUUACGGGGUGAAGCCACCGGAGCGACUCGUGGUAAACAACGUCCGGACGUACUACCCGCCAGAACCGAUCGGUCCACCACCACCCGGUGCUGGUGGCGGCCUCCCGAAGGUGAAGGACCCGGAGUUUCGAUUGGACCACAAGGAGCAACAGCUACUGCAGGAGGGCACCACGAUCGUUACCGUCCGGCAACAGCGAGCGGCGGGCAGUGGCAGCGCUUCGCAACCGGCCUCGCCGGCGGCGGCCCCAAGUGCCCGAGGCGAAGCGCAGAUGCUGCAGAACUCACAGGACAUCCUUUACCGGGACUAUCGGCAGCAUAAGCGACCGGCGGCGGCGGCGUAUCCGUCGGAUCCGGUCGCAUAUCCGUACCCUUAUCACCAUCACCAGCAGCAGCACCAGCAGCAGCUGCAGCAUCGGCCAGUCGCCCCACCUGGGAUGAUGCAUCCUCCACCGCCGGCCACCAGCCAGGGGCCCCCCGCUGCGAACCCUCCGUGGUCUGGCCGGGGUGUGUCACAUAACCAGCCUCUGCCUCCGCAUCCGCACGGUCAGUACAGAAACAGCUCACCGAGCCCGGUGUCCGGAUCGAGUUACGCCCCUGCCGCCGCAUACGGUCCCCUACGGGCCCCGUACCCGGCGGACAGUGAUCGCGAGGUGACGACGGCAAUCAGCUACGGCCAGAAGGCCUACAAGGGGUUGGACUACAACAUGGAGCAAAAGUUUGCAGAGGUCUGCCAGGCGCACCAGCAGAAGGCGGCGGAACAGCAGCAAGCCCAGGCUCAGGCUGCGGCCACCCGGCGUCCCGCACCGCCGGCUGCCCCGCCGAAAGUUUACGGUUACGAUCCGUAUCAGCAGCACCAUCCGGCGUACUAUCACAUGGCGACCGGGACAGGAGCGCCUCCCCAUCAUCAGACACCGUCGCCGGUGUCGACGCCAUCGCCAGGUCCGUCACCGCAUCACCCACCAUCCCCGCACGUUCGGAAGGGUCCGACUCAUCCUGGACCACCGUCGCGGGAUCCGUCUCCGAUCGCAGCCCCUCCUGGUGCUCCGCCGCCGCACCAUCAACGCUACGGAUCGCCGCCGGAGUCCAGUCUGGCGCCGUAUCAUCCGCAGCAACCGCCGCCUCACCACCAUCAGAAGCCCCACGGGCCACCGAAGGUGGCGAGCGCACCGACCCCAACCACCACCGGGCCCCCGUAUCCGGUGGCAUCUUCAUUGUCGUCGGUUUCGUACCCGUACCCGGGUGGCUACCCGGCGGCCAUUACGACCUAUUCCCCUGCAAACCAUCACCACCACCACCAGUCGGUGAUCAACAAUGCGUACGAUCGUUCGGGGACGGCACCCGCUGCAACACCAGGAUCGGGAGGCUACGGAGGUCCGGGUGGACCCGGACCGAAGGCCGCCCCGUAUCACCACAGCGCCGCGGCGCCAUCCCGCGUGGCCGCGAGUUACUAUCCGGCACCGCCACCGGUGGCAACUCCCGCGGCGGCAUCAUCGGGAAGUAAAAACAUUCCCGUGAGGGUCAUUGCCACGGCCCCACCGGCAGCCGCCCCGGCCGCCGGGACUUCCAGCUCGGUGCCACCGCCACGUCCCUCGGAAACUACCCCAACGGGUGGUGGCGCUGGGGUGAUUGUACCGGCGAAGCGGGAAUCUCCGCUCGAUCUGUCGGUAAAAACGGUCAAGACGAAGGCGGAUUCGACGGGCGGGUGCGAUGACUACGGAAGCAGCGGUAGCAACAGCAGCACCGGUGGCGGCGGUGGCUCCCGGGCGGAGCUGCUCCCCCCGAAGCUGGACUUUAGUCCCAACUUUAAGAAGCACAUUCCGCACGCAACGGGACCGACGGGAGGUAGUAGGCCAGCGGAACCGGUGCCGCCGGUGCCUUCGGCACCGCCACGCCACGUGUCCGUCAUCAGCCCGGCGAUCCCGCCCGGGUACGACAAGCGGACGGACGCGUACAUGUCAGCGAACUACCGGGCGGUCGGAGGGCCGCUCCUGCUGGUGGCCCCCCCACAUCAGCCGUAUCCGGGUGCAGCCGGCAAACCUGGCGGUCUAUCGGAGGCCGUCGCUCAACCGGCGCCACCAGCGGUCGCCGGAACCAAAAGCGUCUACUACCCGCCGUCGUCAUCGGCCAGUGCGAAACCCCCCGUAGGUGGCGGUGGGGGCAGUAUCGUGACGGGAGUGGCCUCAACGGGCCGUCCGCAGACGGCGGCGCCGCCCGCAGCCCGCGGCCCGGAUGAUGCCCGGAUCGCCGAUCGCAAGUUCGUGGAGAGUAUGCUGCGGAAGCAGACGUCCCCGUCUUCGGACGUGAUGGCGGACCUGCAGUCGGGCAAGUUCCCGUCCCGGUUGCCCCAGAACAUGGUCCCCAAGAAGCGGGCGGCGGCGGCAGCUGCCGCGGCUGCGGCAGCUGCCGAGGCAGCCCGGUCGGCCCCGCUGAUCGCAUCGACGGCCAACGCCGCUGCCGUGGGGACGGUGCCCAGCCCGGCCAAGGUGGCCAAGUAUGAGGAGUAUCCGCAUCCGCAGCCGCAGCCGGGUUACUACGAGGGCUACCACCGAUCCGGAUACCUGCAACAGGGCGGCGCUCCGGUGCUCUAUCAAUCACCACAGACCUCGACCUCGGGCCCGGCCACCUCCUCCUCGUCCGGUUACGGGCCUCCGGAGGGUCACUAUUCCUUCGCCGCCGCUUCCGGUAGCAAACGGCCCCCGGAAUCGGGUUCCGUGGCGACGAUACACCCGUCGGUGAUCACGACCAACUAUCUGCACCAUCAGCACCAAGCUCCACCGGUGGCCCCGACAGCCCCGCCCCAUCACUAUCCGGGGCCUGUGCCAGACAUCCGGUACCACCAACUGCCACCGUUUCCACUGCCACCGCCACCAGCGCCCGUUCCGAAGGGACGUUCCGAGGAACCGCUGGUCGUUUACCAUCACGCCCAGGCGCACCUGCGCGGUGGAUCCUCGGCCCCCUACACGACCCUGGCCACCACCGAGCGGCCGGCACCGUCCUUCGCCUACUACCCCGCCAAGGGGGGGCCGCCGCCGCCGGCGGGCGAUUUGCUUCACCUGGACGUCGGCACUGCCGUCCGUUACGGUCCACCCAAGACGAUCGCACCGGAAGGACCUCCACCGCCGCAUCACUACCCGGCGGCAGUGGGUCCACCCAUGGCCAACCAUGGGCCGUCUCCACCACCGCACCGGGGAGCCGAUCAGUCGGUGAUCUCGAAGUUGCGGACCAGCCUCGAGCUGAAGGAGUACGAGAAGCAGCGCAUCAGCCAGCUGCGGAAGCAACCCCCGGAAGAGGAUCAUCAUCUUCAACCUCAGUUCCAUCAGCACCACUCCCAGUCACCCCAGCAGCAGCAGCAGCGUGGGUCGGCGAUCGUCCUUAACGGCGCGACGAAAGGCCCCGAAAGUGGUCCCGCCGUCGGUAGCGUCGUUUCGCCCACCUCCGCGUCCUCUCCGGCGUCCCGGUUCCGGACGAAGGGCGAACUGAAGGGCUACACACCGCUCCCACCGACACCUGCCGUCCCGACCCCGACUCCGACGCCGAUCGGGCGUGUUCCGAGUCCCGCGCCGGAGCCCGGAGGUGACCCGGAGCCGACCACCGUCGUGCGACCGACGGGUGACCUGGACGGGGCGUCGGCACUCGACAUCCUGGACUGGGGCAGCGCCUGCAACGAGUUUGUCGAGCAGCUGCAGACGGGCAAGAAGCGAGGCCGGCGGAAACAGUCGGCUCAACGGGGACCGCAGCCCGCCGAGGACUCACUGAUCAAGGCGGCCGGAGACGAGACGGCAACUACCGGCGAUCUGUCGACCGUCCCGCGCGAUGUCCUGCACUCGGCCCGCACCCCACUGAUCGCGAAGGCGCCCAGUCCAGGGAGUCCCAGUUCGAGCGAUGAAGACAAACCGCUCCUCCUGCUCCGGCGGCAGCAAUCGCAACCACCGGCCGCGGGCCAGGAGGAGGCCGAGCGGCUGACGGAGAAGAUCGUGCGCAAUCUGCGCGAGAAGCAGCGGCUGCAGUCGGAACAGAAGCACGAAGCGAAGCUGGGCAGUCCGAGCAGCUCGGACGGGGAGGGCGCAUCGCCAGCCGCCGCUGACCGGCGGAGGCGCCGGCUGCGGGCCAGGGUGCGCAAGCUGCGCCAGAGGGCUACCGUCGUGCCCGCGGUUCGCUCCGGAUCCGACGGCGACGUGACGGCGGACGGGGCCGAAGACGAGAAGGCCGGGAAGCGGCCUCGCAUCGAAGGGGGUGGUGGCCGCCCCGGAAGGCGUCCGAAGCGCCGGCUACGGUCCGGAUCACUCCCGUCCUCAUCGUCCUCCUCGGGGAGCUCCUCGUCCUCGGAUGGUGAAGUGGCGAAGAAAGCGCAGGAACCGCAACCCGCCGGGCCGGCUGCGCGGCCAAGAGGACGACCCCGGGGCACGGGUAGGGGACCGAAGGGGGGCUCCGCCCGGCAACCAGGGCCAGCACGGUGCCAGAGUGGACCGCUGCGGCAGGAUGCGAACCCCAACAGUGACCUCAGUUCGGAUGAUGACACGGAAUCGAAGGGACUGCGAGCGGGCGGCGGGGCACUGGCCACCGCCAAAAGUGACACACCGGCGCAGGGGACGUCGGCCUCCGGUAAGAAGCGUGCCGAUGGAGGAGGCAAAGAACCACCGUCCAGUGGCAGUGGAGGAGGCAAGGCUCACCCGGAGCAGACGAAAGGCGUCGUGAUGGGCGGCGGCCGGCGGGUCGUUGGGAGGCCACCGCGCUCGUCAAAGCAGUCGAAGUCGUCCUCCAGCUCAUCGUCCAGCUCCGGGUCCGGGUCGACUUCCGGCUCGUCGUCCUCGUCGUCCGCAUCGUCGUCCUCGGCCUCGUCGUCGUCCGACUCCGAGAAGGAGGAUCGCGAGACGAUGACCCGUUCGCGCAGUAAACGGGAAGCGGAACGGCGCCGCACCAACAGCAAGGUCCUGCGCAACGAUAAGAUCGUCGAGAACUGCACCUCCACCCGGGGGCGGCCUGCCAAGAAGGAUGCCAGUGCCGCCGGAGUGAAGAAGAAAAAGCGCCCUCACGAGACGGACUCGGAUCCGCUGGGGGCGGCCAAGCGCAAACGGUCCCGUACCAACACCCAAAACACCAUCUCCACUGCCACCACCACCACCACGUCUUCUACUUCUGCGGUGCCAAAAAACGUCCUGGCUAACUCCUCGGCGGCCGAAUCGAUCGCCGGGGAGAGUGGCGAGGAGCAGACCGGCGACGGUGGUCCGCGGCUACGAUCGCGCAAAGGGAAGCCGGUGGCGGCCGCGGCGUCGACGUCGACAGUGAGUCCACCGCGCGGGUCUCGGCGAGCCAGUACGGUCAGCCAGAAGAGCGCCAGUGGCCAGAAGCCGCAAGCCGGUCAAACGCCCCAGCGGAAGAAGUCGGUGAAAGAGGGCGUAGGUCCUGCGGUGACGGUGCCGCCGCCACCGGCGGCGGAACCCGAUCGGCCGGAUCACUUCUACCCGGGCUGGGAGAAGGAGCUGUACGAGUACAAACGCUCGCUCAAGGUCCCACCGGAGCUGAUCACGAUCGACGGGGGCCUCUACAUGCACCGGAUCUCCACCUCGCUGCCCGAUCUGGAUUCACCGCACCACAGCGACGGUUCGGAGACGUUCUCGGAGAUCGUGAAGAAGCUAAACCAGCGCGAGGUCGUGAAAAAGCAAAACCAGAACCAGGUCAAGAUGAAAGCGGUCACGAAGCAGCAGCACCGGCCACGGCCACCACCACCACCGGCCACACUACCGGUAGCGCUACCGACCGCCAGCAGCAACAGCAAAAAGUUUAGCUCGAUCAUCGAGCUGCUGCAUCGGCGCUGCCUGGCGACGAUGAUGCAGCAGGGCAAGGGUUCCUUGGUGGCCACCUCAACAGGAGGUCGCCCGAAAGGAGGGGCCAGUGGCGGCGGAUCGGGAGCGAAGAAAUCGAACCCACUGACCAAUAACAACAACAACGAGGUGGUGGUUUUGGGAGGUGCGAAGCCGAAAACUGAGUUCGAGCUCCUGCCGACGCCGGGGGCCGAAUCGGAGUCCCUGUUCGCGAAGAACAAGAAGAAAAAGUCCCUGUUCGACACGGCCAUCCUUAAGUCGCGGACCCGCACCGAGCAGAAGGCGAUGCAGAGCAAGGAGAUCAUCCGCGAGGUGUUUGGGGGCGACGAGGAGCGACCGCAGUCGGCCCCGCCGCUCGGUGGCAGCUACGAUGAGACGUACAACGAGCUGAUGAGGAACGUGGACAAGAUCGUCGGUGAACUGGACGGUGGUGGAGUGGCUACAGCGGCGACGGUGAAGCAGGAACCGAUCGAGGAUGAAGAAGAGGACGACGGCGGGGAGGAAGAAGAAGAGGAGGACGAUGGUGACGAGGAUAGUAGCAGCGUGCGGAUGAAGGACUCGGAACGGGACACUCCGUCGAUCGCAUCGGAACGUGACCUUGGGACUCCCGUGCCACCACCACCAGCACCACCAGCACCGCCAGCCGCUCCAGCGGUCGGCACGGAACAGAAACGCAACCGCCGUGGCCGCCAUCGUCCGUCCCGCCGGAAGGGCAGUUCGGGGUUUGAUUACAUUCGCAAGAAGAAGAAGCCCACUUCACACCACCAAGCGGCGGCGGCGGCAGUGGCCGCGGCUAUGGCGGCCUCGGCGGCCGGUGGUUUGAAUGGGGAGCUCGGGGGCCACGACGCCACGGUGGUCAUGAGUCGGAAGAAGGUGCCCGCCUUCGAGGCGCUGGAGGUGAAGGACGAGACGCACAUCAGCAAGGAAAUCCGCAGCUGGGUGCUGAACAAGGGCGUCGGCGAGAGCGUGAUGCACAAGGCCGCCCGCCUGGGCUACACGGACGUGAUCGUGUACUGUCUGGAGCGGCUCGAGAUGGACCCGGAUCUGAAGGACAACGCGGGCUACACGCCACUGCACGAGGCGUGCGCCAAAGGCCACCUGGACAUCGCGCACUACCUGCUGCAGUACGGAGCGAGCCACUCGGAGUCGGCCCCGUCCGGUAUGCGGCCACUGCACGAGGCGGUGGAGAACUCGUUCGUGGAAAUCGUGCGCCUGCUGCUGGCGUUCGGUGCCGAUCCGCUGCUGACCACGUACGCCGGGCUUCGGCCGACCGAGCUGGCCGAAAGCGACGACAUGCGCCUCUUCCUGGACGACCAUCUGGCCGACGUGCAGAGUGUGGCACCGAACAAAGCUGGCUGGAAGUUUGACGGCCCUUGGAAGAUACAUGAUCCAGAAGAGAGUGGGUGCAACGUGUUCGCGGACAUUCCACCGAGCGGUGGUGAAGGAAGCGCCGGAACGACGGAAACGAACGGACCGAUAUCGCUCAACACGAGCGAUCGCAGCAGCAGCCACGGUCCCUCAUCGGUGAUCGGUGAUGGGACGGAAGCGCCGGGCAGCGGGCGGUGCGAUUCCAACUCGAACCUGGUGCACUAUGAAGCGACAGUGAAUGGGCUAGACGAGGAGGAGAUGGUUGUCCCGGAGCAGGAACCCGGCAGAAAGAAUGAUGUCACCGUCGCCGUCGUGGCGGACAAGACGGAUGGUGGUGGGCUGCGAAACGGGAAAAUCAAGCGUGAACCACGCUUGAAGGAGGAGGCCACCGCUGCGGUGUUGCUGGUGAACGGGAGCGGCGCCAAAGUGGCCACCAAAGCGAAGGUGGUGCCGAGUCGAGGAGCGCAUUCCGAGCAACCGGUCGCUGGUGUCGAUGAUCUGGAUCGCCACGAUGGUGACGAGGAGGAGGAGGAAGAGGAGGACGACGACCUGAUGUUCGAGUACGAGGAAGCGGAUCGUCCACUGCCGCCACUGUACGUGCUGAAGGACGAAAACAACGAACGGUGGAUGCUGAUGAGCGAUCUGUGCACCUUCCUCAAGUUCAAAUCGAAGGAGGCCGUACUGAAACAGAUCUGUCCCAACACUACGCCCCAGACGAGCCAGCGCGAUCUGAUCCGGGAGAUGAAGAUCGAGGAGUUCCUAGCGCGGGCCAACUGCCUGCAGCUGCUGUGCGCCGGCGAGAAGCUCAACAUUCACGCCUCCAAGGUGGUGCUGGUGAAGUACAACGAAAGCGUGCGCAGCCUGCUGCAGGUGCAAAGUGUCGUGACGCGCAUCUAG